UUGGUAAACACUUAUAAGAAAAAUUCGAACUUUAAUUCUGAACUCGCUUAAAAAUGCGCUACAAAUUUGUACAAAUUUUAUUACCCAGCCCUGAACCAUUAACCAGAUGGUAAAUUUUAACAUACCUCGCACGGUCACACUGUUCCAAGCAAACCAAAAGCCGGCAAAAUUGUGCAAAAGUUGGCAAAACACCAAAACGUUUAAGGAAAUGUAACUAAUUAUGCGUGGCGUUCGCAAGUGUGUUCACUGUGGUGCUGUGAAUGGAAAUCGCGCACAGUUUUGCCGGAAUUCCUACUGUCCGCAGCGCAGGAAUGUCCUUGACGCCGUCCAGUUGGUUUCCUUGAGACCCGGAUCCACUGUUUACUCCUUGCGGGCCAAGGAAAAGGAGCAACAGCCGCGGAACUUCGUGGUCAUACAGGAUGUCACCCUGUCCUUGCAACCGGAUGCUGCAGUGGUGUCCAGCAAGGCCGAGUGCUACGUGGAGUCCUGCCAGAAAUCUGGAGGCGAUUCCUUGGAUUGCGUCCAUGUUAAAGCUUGUAGAGAACUGGGCACCGAGUUUCCCAAGGCCCAGGUUUACCGAGUGUCCCGGGAAGUUCUGUGGAACCUUAAUAUAAACCAGGAGCAGAAGCAGCAUCUCUGGCAUCUUUAUAAAUAUGCAGAAGAAAAGGAGUAUCUUCCUGGAGUGCAGCGAUUGAACCCAACCACAUUUGCAGUGAAAUGCGAUAGGUCAGAAUCCUUUCCAGCUGCUCGUCUACAUGUCACCGUUUUGGCCAAUGUUUUGUCUAAAAAGAAGGGCAGCUACGCCUGCGCCUGCAGGAAGCUAAAGAUCAUAGUGGAACCGGAUAACUCUUUAGUGAUGCAGGACGAGAUCUGCGACCAUCUGCUGCUUGUUUUGGCGGCAAUCCUUAGUUCCCCGCAGGGAAAACGGGUUUACGGCAACUUCACCAGUGGCUUGCAGAACUUUUGGAUGCCCUCGCAGCUGGAGACUCCAUUGGGAGAAAUAGAAACAGAGGAUUUGCGGCUCAGUUUAAGCAUGGUGGAUGAUUUCGACCCCCAGGUGGACAUACUUGUUUUCGGGGAUCAGCUCGAUCUCCAUUUACCGGAUCUCUCCGAUGGCGUUUUUAAUCUGGACAACAUGCAGGCAGCCACCUCUAGUCACAACACCUCAAAUACCAACGAUGCCUUCGUCCAUUAUGCCAACGAUUCGCAGCUCUUGUCCAAUUGUGAUGUUUUCGCAGAGCCAAUCGAGCUAACCGACUGCAAUAUCGAACUGAUGGAUCAGUUUCAGCCCACGGAUCAGAUAGAUAUUUGCAGCGAGGACAUAGAACUUCCGCUGAUCAGUGAGCAUUAUAAUAUUCUGGCUGCUCCACCCAUUUUUACGGAGGCCACUCCUUCAGUAGAUACCGAUCAGCUGCCAAUUGAACUGGCCACAAUAUCAGUGGUUAAAAAGGCACCUGUCAAGGUCUCUGAAAUUGUAAGAGAAGUGAAAACCCGAAAGCAGCCUCCCUUACCAGCCAAAAGGGAUUUGAUAGUAAAUAAUUCAGAUAAAGUUACUCCAGUUGUGAACACUCUUUGCUUGGAUGCUUCAGUUCAGCCGGCGUUGUCCUACUCAGCAUGGCUGGAUCAUGUGAUAGAGCUUCUAAACGAAAGAUUCGAGCCAUUAGAAACUCCAAACGCGGGACUAACAAAACGUUUGGUCCAACAAAACUUCCAUGUGCACAAGGACAGCUUUUCGCACUUCUGUAAGAGUUUCAGUGCGGGAUAUAAACGACGACCCUUAGAUAAAUCCACUGUGAUAGAAUCGGGCAAAUAUAAAGGGCUCAACCAGUACACCUGGCAUUUUACUUCUUCUCACACAGUAAAACGCAUCUUCAGUACCCCAAAUAUUGAACUGCACUUGGAACGUGCCUUCGAGAGACACGCGGAAGGUAAUUUUGUGCCUUAUGUGCGUCCAGCUACUGAGCCAAAUGUUCCGGGUAAAAAGCGUAUAGUUUACACCAGACUCAAGCUUUAUAUGGUUAAGAUCAUCUUCGAAAUGUCUCCAAAGGAUCAGUCCGGCAACGGACUUCUGUUGACCUGGACCCCGGAUGUGCUACCCCGCAGCCAAUUCGGGCUUAUGAACGUGGAGUUCACUGUGGAGACACGAUCGCCCAUCUAGGAUGAAGCAUUUGUUACCAUUGCCGGUGUCAGUAUGAGAAUUUACAAGCCCUUCUAGCGUAUAAGUAAUCUUAAUCUAUGUCCGGUUAGUGCCUAAGAAACAUAAUCUCACAAAAAUUGGUCAUUAGUUGGUUAAUACGUAGAGCCGCCUAUUUGGUAUCAGCUGACAAAUGAUUGGAUUGAAAUGCUCUUGCUUUGAUAAGAUCAAGAUUGAAGGGUGCUCCCAACCCAAUCAAACCGAUCUACCAUCUAUAUCCUCAAGUAGUCUGACUACAUUCGAUUGGGUGGACACGGGAUAAAUCUAAGAGGAAACUGAAGGACCUUUGACAUUCGUUCAUUUACAUAAUCAGUAUACAUGCUUAUUUAAGUUAAAGUGUACAAAAAACCAGUCUUUAAAACAUGUUUGUUUAUCGUUUAUGUUUUUCCCAUUUAUAUUUUACACAUAUAAUGUAAAAAUAUUCACUAAAUUAUUUGCGCUCUACUUGCUGUGUGUGCGGGGCAGAUAUAUUUGACUAAAUCUGGACAAUUCCAAACCAUACAUCUCCCUAGCUAACUCACACACAGGCAUAGCUAUGGCAAUUCAGAGUGCUAACUUUAAUUUUAAAUCUUAUCCACAUCCGCGGCUAACUUUAAGAACUGUACAGAUUAAUAUUACGCCGAUAUUAGGGGUCUAUCAAAUAUGGUAACACCCUGUGAAUGGAUAAGAAAAAAACAAAA
Molecule: messenger RNA, 2874 nt
Organism: Drosophila rhopaloa
Lineage: Eukaryota; Metazoa; Arthropoda; Insecta; Diptera; Drosophilidae
Exons: 5
Coding region: 221-2158 (645 amino acids)
Cellular component (GO): nucleus
Source: RefSeq, a predicted model, not a curated record